Messenger RNA from Stylophora pistillata, 777 nucleotides. Its product is annotated as chymotrypsinogen A. Gene Ontology annotation, molecular function: serine-type endopeptidase activity. Lineage: Eukaryota; Metazoa; Cnidaria; Anthozoa; Scleractinia; Pocilloporidae. Gene Ontology annotation, biological process: proteolysis. The record is from RefSeq and is a predicted model, not a curated record.
AUGGGUGCUCACAAAAUUACGGACAUCGGGCAAGAAAUUCAAGUGGAAAAAAUAAUUACGCACGAGAAUUACAACCCUAAUAAUCUCCAGAACGACAUCGCAUUGCUUAAACUGACUGAAAGUGCGAAGAUCGACAAGGGUGUAGGACGCGUAUGCCUGCCUGACGCAAACCUGUCCCUAGUGCCGGGAAAGAAAUGCUACAUUACAGGAUGGGGAACGUUGCAAAGCGGGGGUGAACAGCCAGAUGAACUCCAAGAAGCGUCGGUACCGAUCGUUUCUCACGCACAAUGUCAGCAGGCCAACGGAGAAAGCAUUCAUGAGUCCAUGAUCUGCGCUGGUCUUGACAUGGGAGGAAUCGAUGCUUGCCAAGGUGACAGUGGUGGACCUAUGGUGUGCGAAUUCAGUGGUAAAUGGUACCUCGAGGGGGCUACCAGCUGGGGGCACGGAUGCGCACUACCUAACAAGUAUGGAGUUUACGCUAAAGUGCGUUACCUGAAAAACUGGGUCACAGAAAAGAUGAAAAAAAACAAAAAUGAACUAUAAUACUAAGAUACCUACAAUACGAACGUCAGAAUAUCUAAGCUAGAAUCUGUCGUGCAUCUUGGGUUUUUUUUUUUUUUGAUCAGAUUUUUUCGUUAGUAUCUCGCACAUCUUUAGAUUUUAAUCGAUUAGAUUUUUACAUUACUAUCUGGCGCAUCUUUAGAUCGUAAUUAAUCAGAGUAUUACGUUAGUAUCUCGCGCAUCUUUAAAUUGUAAUUGAUAAGAUUGGCAAGAGUU